Molecule: messenger RNA, 3435 nt
Organism: Necator americanus (New World hookworm)
Lineage: Eukaryota; Metazoa; Nematoda; Chromadorea; Rhabditida; Ancylostomatidae
Exons: 26
Coding region: 1-3435 (1144 amino acids)
Biological process (GO): proteolysis; peptide catabolic process
Cellular component (GO): cytoplasm
Molecular function (GO): peptide binding; zinc ion binding; metalloaminopeptidase activity
Source: RefSeq, a predicted model, not a curated record
AUGGCCGAAACGGGGCUGGUUGAGGAAAUUGAGCCAUGUUUGAGGACGGAAACGGGCAAACCACCAGAUUCGCUUAUCUCUGGUUUAUCGUCGAUUUCACAUCGAAAACCCGACUAUGCACGACGAUGCAUCAUCGUUCUGCUCAUCCAUGCUGUCUUCAUUCUGGCUGUAUUUUUGGCAUUUCUCAUUGGACAUUGGUUAUCGGAACAGAAUGAGAAUAACAACACGGCAGCGGAUGAGUUAGUCUACUUCAUAACAUCUGCUCCGUCCUCUUCACCUACCACUACUAACCUACCGACUGAUGAAGUCACUCUACUGACAACCAUGAAAAAACCUGAGCUAACUACUCGCUUACAACUAACCUCGUUAACUCCUCGUGAUCGUCUUAUUCCGGUGCGUCUUAAUACGCUCGAACCACAACGAAACUUUACUCUUAUGGAUGUUUCACCGCCAGCCUACGAAUCCUACGAAUUUAUGGAGGAGCUGCAUGCUACGCACGAGAAACGGAAACAGGACGUCCUCCUCGUUCCUGUUCCCACUCAUACUCUUCCUCUUCAUUACGAUCUCAAUUUAGAUUUGACUCAGUUUGGACAAAGAGUGAUUCGUGGUAGCUUAACGGUACAUCUGGAAUCAUUUGGAAAUUCCACAGACGAUGAAAUCCUUUUUCAUGUUGGCACACGAGUGAACAUUGAGAGGAUACGAUUGAGAAGAGAAGGAAGAAGAGUGUAUCCGAAAACCUUGAAGAGGGAAGAUCAGAAGAAGUUGGCUCGUUUAGUGCUGAAAGAGCGAUUGAAACGAGGACGAUAUUUACUCGAAAUGGAGUACAAUAGCACGAUUUGCGAUGAAGAUGGUGGACUUCAUUGUUAUUAUGAGAUCGAUUCGGCCAACAAAUCAGUGGUGAGCUCAUUUACGACAAAAUUUGAACCGGCUCUUGCGAGGUCAUUUCUUCCAUGUUGGGAUGAUCCAGGAAUUAAGGCUACCUUCAACAUUUCUGUUCUUCAUCAUCCCAAGUAUGUUGUGUUGUCAAAUAUGCCAAGGAGUGGGCAGAAACAAAAAAGUGAUGAUCUGAUCACUACAACAUUUCAUGAAAGUCCUCCAAUGUCCACCUAUUUGCUUGCGUUCGCAAUUGGAGAACUUGUGCCAUUAGAAAUGCGCACAGAGCGGAAUCUACCGCUUGCUGUAUGGACACAUCCGGAGGAUUUUCUAUCCGCUCGUUUCGCCGCCAAUUUCUCUCCGGUAAUGUUCGAUCGAGUGGAAGAUGAACUAGAGGUUCCCUAUCCAUUACCUAAAAUGGACUUCGUCGCAGCACGCAGUUUUCCUGUUGGUGGCAUGGAAAAUUGGGGUCUUAUCGUUUUUGACAAGCAAUCAUUGCUUCUGGAUAGUUCACUCGAAGAUAGUCUCAACAUGACCGUGGAUCGUCUCUACCACGAAUAUCGUAUCGAAAAGAUUAUCACUCAUGAAGUUGCUCAUCAAUGGUUCGGCAACCUGGUCACCAUGCGUGAUUGGUCGGAUUUGUGGUUGAAUGAAGGAUUUGCCACAUACAUGGUCUAUGAACUCCUUAAACAGGAGCAUCCGAAACUAACAGAGAACGAGUAUCUAACUCGGCUGUGCCAACUGGUUAGAAAACAGUCAACACUGGAUCGUCCGGCGCUUGUUCGACCGCUUACCACUGAACUUGAAGUCGAGCAAUCUUUUCAUGGAACUCAUCUCUACACAAAAGGAUGCGUUAUGGUCAACAUGAUCCGUGAUUUAGUGUCCGAAUUCGAAUUUCGCGCCGGUGUUCGAAGGUAUCUCCGCAAAAACGCCUAUCGAUCAGUGUCCAGGCAAGAAUUAUGGGAGAGUAUGCCUGCUUAUGCUGAUCAUGGAGCAGAACAGCAACGACUCAGCGAUGUGAUGGAAGGAUGGCUGGUGAACGAAGGGAUACCUGAACUGACUUUCACCCGCAAUUACCUAAAUGAUAUGAUUACAAUAACACAAAGACGCUGUGAUGAUCAUUACCACAAAGCAUUCCUCAAGGAUGACAAGGAAAAAUCGGAAGGGAAACAAGGUGAGCGAAUAAAAACUCGCACUCGACGCAACGACGACGAAGGGACCACACCGUUUAACGACUCUUUUUUCGAUUAUUUGCCUACAGAUAACGUUGAACCAGUGAAGAAAAAACGGAAACACGGGCGGAGGAAAGCAAAAAAGCACAAACCAACAGUCACUCCUCCUUCGUCGAGCAUAUCCAUAGAUUCUCGCAGGGACGAGCUACGAAAACCACGUCACACCCCCAGGCCAAGUGAUCUAUGGAGCAUCCCUUUCAGCUACACUUUUGGAUCUGUGAAAAGCACCGAAGGGCAGGUUGUGCGACAAUUUUGGGUGAAGAAUCGAAGUGUUUCUUUUGUGGACGUCGAGCUCUCACCCAGCCAAGCUGUGCUUGCAAAUCCGAAUUGGAUUUAUCCUUAUAGGGUUAAUUAUGAUAUCACAAAUUGGAAAAUGAUUGCAAGAUUGUUACAUCAAAACUACCUCGAAUUCCCUGCCAGAUCCCGUAUACAAAUUUUGGUUGACGCUGAGACCUUCCUAGCACAUUCGGAUCUCCCCGAGUUAUUUAUAUACAUCUUAGGGUACCUAGCGGAUGAGACGGAUUUGGGAGUAUCGCUCAUAGGCAUGAACGCAAUCCAUAGACUUUUUGAUUCAUUCCGAGGUAUAAACCUACCAGAGCUACAACUAUACCUCGCACCUGCAAUAGCACAGCUUGAUCGGCUUCUAGACGAUAGUCAAUCAGAUUCAGAGCUAGCCGCACUUUGGCUCAUCGAUCCCACUCGGUUAUCAAAGCUCUACCAUCUCCGAUGUAUGACGAAUCUUCCUACUUGUGAUCAUCAGGCUCAGGCGCAGCGUUGGAUGUUGUUCCCAAACUCUUUGCACGAUGACGUUCACAAACAAGUUACAGCUGUAUGUCACUACUUCUUCACGCAUAACGUCACACGAGAGGAGUCGUUACUUGAAGCGCAGUUGAAGAGCCGUGGGACUUACUGGUCGACUGCAGUGCAACUGGCCGCAUGUUCACAUGCUGAUCGCGUCAUACGCCUAGCGGCCAAACAAAUUGUUGCCACUAAAAACGCGGCCAUCUUUGCUUCCACCCUACAGUCCGAUUUCUCCUUGCACUAUAAUGCGAAAUUCCGUAAAGCACUGUGGAAUCAAAUCGGAAAAAUGACAACAGCGGAGAGACGCUUAUUAUUCUCUGUGGAUGAGAUCAAACCGCAACCUGCAUCGAGAAUCAUUCUUCAUUCCAUUAGAUCGCUUGAUGAGCUCAACCAGGUCCGUUCACUUGUAACCGAUUGGGGACCUAAAAUGUCCAAACAUUUGGAGUAUAUCGAACGACAUCUACGAUGGAAAAUGCACGUCUCCCGAACGUCCCUCAAGGAGUUCUUCUCCAACCACGCUACUAUAUAG